Messenger RNA from Anisakis simplex (herring worm), 745 nucleotides. The record is from the annotation of a GenBank genome assembly. Lineage: Eukaryota; Metazoa; Nematoda; Chromadorea; Rhabditida; Anisakidae.
AUGAUUUCAACAAUACUCGGACGUAGUUCAUUUGCUGUGCUCGCAUCUUCCGUAAAACUAGCCAACUAUUCGGCAUGCUCAUUUCGUCAUUUAAGAACGAUGCCAUCUGAAGUCGAUAAGGCGCAAACUGCGGUUGCCGGUGGUGACACAAUUUUCGGAAAGAUCGCUCGUAAAGAAAUUCCUGCUAAGAUCAUUUAUGAAGACGAUGACACAAUGGCGUUUCAUGAUGUGUCACCUCAGGCUCCAGUCCAUUUCCUUGUCAUUCCCAAAAAACCUCUAGACAUGCUUCAGAAUGCCACUCAGGAAGAUGAGGCAUUAUUAGGCAAAUUAAUGCUGACAGCAGCGAAAGCGGCGAAGAUGUUAGAUUUAAAAGAUGGCUAUCGAGUGGUUGUAAAUAAUGGACGUCAUGGAUGUCAAAGUGUUUAUCACUUGCAUUUACACAUUCUUGGCGGACGACAGCUUUCUUGGCCACCCGGAUAAUUUAUUUCAAUAAGAAUUUAAUGAGAAAGAAACACGGUUAUAUCGGUGAUUGUUGCUUUUUGGUUUAGGAUUGAUUCUUGUUUAUUUUUUGUUGUUCAAUUGGUCGUAGGAAUGCUCCUGUCGUUUUUCAAGAUUCUCAUCUCGGGUUGUAAUUUAUAUCAGUUAUGAAAGAUAUUUCAUUAUUUGCUUGCGUGUCACUCAUUUUGCUCGAUUCCAGAGAACUGCUGUUAUAUGUUGAGAUUUUAAGUAAAUAUUUCGCUUUGUA